AUGGGCCGCGCUGCGAAGCUCUGCAAGCGUACAAAAAAGGCGCCUUCUACUACGUCAGGCGCUUCAAAAAACUCCACUAGUGCCGCGCCUACAUCGAAACCCAAGACGAAGGCUACGGAGUCCGCCGUUGAACUCGCGCGAAAGCAAGCGGGCUUGAAGGCCAAAGCCGCCGCGUACAAGCGCAAGCCCGGAGCAGAGGGUCCGGUUCUGGGAGGCGCCGACUAUGUCAGUGCUAUGUUCGGUGGGAGAAGGAGGGUGAGGGAGGAGGCGGAGAAGAUGCCGCUGGAUGAUGAGUAG
Peniophora sp. CBMAI 1063 is the source of this 297-nucleotide messenger RNA. Lineage: Eukaryota; Fungi; Basidiomycota; Agaricomycetes; Russulales; Peniophoraceae. The record is from the annotation of a GenBank genome assembly.